AUGAAUGCAAUCCUGUUGGCCCCUUAUGAGGCUGACGAUGUCAAGAAAGCUCUGUUCCAGAUGUUUCCCCUUAAGGCACCUGGCCCUGAUGGUUAUCCGGCUUUCUUUUUUCAGAAACAUUGGGAUAUAUGUGGACCUGAUGUUACCCGGGCAGUUUUAAGUAUUGUGCAGGGCAAUGAGUCGGCGGAGAUUAUCAAUGACACUAUUCUGGUAAUUAUUCCUAAGCUUGAUAUGAUGAAAGCAUACGACCGGGUAGAGUGGGAGUAUUUGGAGGCGAUUAUGCUGAAACUGGGGUUUUCACAGCAAUGGACGUCAGUCAUUAUGGGUAUGGUAAACUCGGUUUCGUUCUCGGUAUUAUUCAAUGGGAACAAGUUGGAGGAAUUUAAACCAACAAGAGGUAUAAGACAAGGUGAUCCAAUCUCACCCUAUCUCUUCUUAUUAGCAGCAGAGGGCCUUUCGUGCCUUUUAAAAAGUAAUGUUCAGUCAUCGCAUCUCGAAGGAAUUAAAGUGGCCCCGCUGGCACCGCCAGUGAACCACUUGUUGUUUGCGGAUGACAGCCUGCUGUUCUUUAAGGGAAGUAGAGAGGGAACAGAAGCUUUGUCUGGCUUAUUGGAGGUUUACUGUCAAGCUUCAGGACAGAGGAUAAACAGGGAUAAAUCAUCAAUCUUCUUUACCAAAGGCUGUCCCCAAGCUGUAAGAGAAGUGGUCAAGAAUGUCUUGCUGGUUGCAAAUGAGUCACUAAAUGAAAGAUACCUUGGCAUGCCCACAGAUGUGGGGAGCUCAAUUAAUGGAACUUUUAAGUUCCUUAGGGAGCGUGUCUGGAACAAGAUUAAGGGAUGGAUUGAAAAGAUCUUGUCGGCAGGGGGAAAGGAGGUACUGGUGAAGUCCAUUGCGCAGGCCAUCCCAGUGUUCUCGAUGGCAUGUUUUCGUUUACCCCGUGGCUUAUGUGAUCACAUCAACUCCUUGAUCCGUCAGUUCUGGUGGGGGAGCAAGCAAGGGAAGCGCAAAGUGCACUGGGUAUCGUGGGAGGUUAUGACGAGGCCAAAACAUCUGGGGGGUUUAGGUUUUCGUGACAUUGAGCUAUUCAAUCUAAGCUUGCUUGCGCGGCAGUCCUGGAGAAUUCUACAGGAGCCAAACUCCUUGAGUGCGCGGCUCCUGAAGGCCAUCUAUUUCCCUAACUCGUCAAUUCUAGAGGCUGAACUUGGCCCACACCCGUCGAAGAUAUGGCGGUCAAUCUUGGAUGGAAGGGAGGUCCUCGCCCAGGGACUGAUCAGACGUAUAGGCGAUGGGAGAACUACGAAGAUCUGGGAGCAUAAUUGGCUGCCAAGAGAUACGAACAUGAGACCUAUAGUGUCUUUAAAGCAAAACCCUCCUAUACUGGUCAGCCACCUGAUUGAUGAAACUAGCUCGACCUGGAGGGAGGAAAUUAUCCGGGAAUUUUUCUUACCAAUCGAUGCGGCAGUUAUUAUGAGCAUUCCAUUGUGCACUAGGAGGCAGGAAGAUUUUUGGGCCUGGAACUUUGAUAGAAGAGGAAUUUUCAGUGUAAGAUCGACGUACAGGAUGAUGAUAUCGACCAAAAUCAACAGAGAAAAUUACUAUGAAGGCAAUCCGGGGUCCUCUAAUGCUGAAGCCGAUUCGAAAGCAUGGUGUUCCUUAUGGAAAGUGCAAGUUCCCUCGAAAGUAAGGGUUUUUCUCUGGCGGCUAGCCCGACAAUCACUACCUACAGCUGAUCUAUUGGAACACCGUAACAUGGCACAAUCGAGCCGAUGCUCCCUUUGUGGUGGUGCAGAUUCAUGGAGACAUUCCUUAAUUGAAUGCAACAUGUCUGCCAGUGUGUGGGCUCUUUCUGAUGAUGAAAUGGUAGAGCAUAUGCGGGCUGUCGGAGAGCCAAGUGCGAAGAACUGGUUGUUUAAGAUGAUUGAAACGUUAUCACAUGUUCAAUUCACCAGGCUGACUGUCUCUUUGUGGGCAAUCUGGACGGCGAGGCGUAAAGCAAUACAUGAGGAAAUCUUUCAAAGCCCUCUGUCCACUCACGGUUUCAUCAACUCAUAUCUAGAAGAAUUAAAGACUUUGGCUCCACCGCGGACAUCAGAUUCUGGUCAAAGCCCAAACGUGAGACAGGCAAGAUGGAUGCCACCGCCUAGUCCUGUGCCAAAAAUCAAUGUUGAUGCUGCAGUUGCCAAGACAGAAGGUCGAGGGGUUGCUGCCGCGUUCUGCCGCGAUAGCAAUGGUGAUUACUUGGGGUCAUCUGUUGUUGUCUUUGUGGGAAUUACUGACCCGGCAAGAUCUGGAAGCUCGGCGGCGCGGGAGGCUCUAGCGUUGGCAGAGGAUCUCUCCCUGACACAUACAUAUAUUGUCUCAGAUUGCCAGGCCGUUGUAACAGAUAUAAGGGAUGGAUCUAUGGGAAAAUAUGGCUCUGUCAUCUCAGAAAUUCGGCACCGCUCCAACAAUUUCAGCAGCUGCACAUUCGCCCAUGAAAAUCGAGCUUCAAAUUUUGAAGCACACAAUCUUGCUAGGCAUAUGAUUAAUUCAGGGAUAGGACGCCACCUGUGGCUAGAUACUCCUUAUUCUGAUUCCAUUCCUCUAUUGGACCGGUGCUACAGCACCAGCAGCACCAAGCGCAGCUCCACCACUGGCCGAUUAGCGGAGGAGUCGUGGAUACUGGAGAGAGAUAGCGUCGAGGACCUCGAGGUCACGCGCAUCCUGCGAUUCCCCACGCCCCGAGCGGCCGAGCCCCCGACCGCCAUCGCCCGCCGGCCUCGCCCGCCCCCGCCGUCGCCCGCCGCCCCGCCGGCCUCGCCCGCCCCCGCCAUCGCCCGCCGCCCCGCGGGCCUCGCCCGUCGCCGCCCGCUAGCCUCGCCCGCCCUCAACCUCAACUCUGUUUCUCUGCCCGCCGUCGCCCGCCGGCCUCGCCUCGCCCGCCGUCGCCCGCCCUCAAGUCAAGGCUCAACUCUGCUUCUCUGCCCAGUCCGGCUCUCCGGCUGUCCGCCCCCAGUAAUGUCCGCCCCUGUCAUUGCAUAUGACCACUACUGCAUAUGA
Lolium perenne is the source of this 3039-nucleotide messenger RNA. RefSeq lists its product as uncharacterized. Gene Ontology annotation, molecular function: RNA-DNA hybrid ribonuclease activity; nucleic acid binding. Lineage: Eukaryota; Viridiplantae; Streptophyta; Magnoliopsida; Poales; Poaceae. The record is from RefSeq and is a predicted model, not a curated record.